Molecule: messenger RNA, 1159 nt
Organism: Vespa mandarinia (Asian giant hornet)
Lineage: Eukaryota; Metazoa; Arthropoda; Insecta; Hymenoptera; Vespidae
Product: histone-lysine N-methyltransferase SETMAR-like
Biological process (GO): double-strand break repair via nonhomologous end joining; DNA integration; mitotic DNA integrity checkpoint signaling
Cellular component (GO): condensed chromosome; nucleus; site of double-strand break
Molecular function (GO): double-stranded DNA binding; histone H3K4 methyltransferase activity; single-stranded DNA binding
Source: RefSeq, a predicted model, not a curated record
UAUGUAUUAGGUUGGAAACUAUGAAACAGGCGUUUUUUGUUUAAUCUGUGUUCAGCUGCGACUGAGACAGAUACAUUGUAACGUGCGCUCGAUAUUUUAAUUUAUAAAGCUUAAAGAUGGAAACAAAACGCGAUUUACAUCUACUCUUCUCAUACGAGUUUAAAUUAGAUCAUACCACAGCUCAAACUUCAAGAAAUAUUAAUCAGGCAUUCAGAGAUGGAUCCACCAAUAAAAAAAAUGCUCGAUAUUGGUUCCAAAAAUUUCGUUUUGACAAUUUGAUUAUCGUCAAUGAGUCUCGAGGAAGACCACCGACCCAUAUUAAUAACGAGGAAUUAAGGACGACUAUGGAAUCCAAUCCAUACACAACUAGUCGAACACUUGGGUCUAAACUAGGAACUAGUCAUACAGCUGUGAUAAAACAUUUGCGUGCGAUAAAUAAAGUCAAAAAAUUGGACUCAUAUGUGCCGCACGAAUUGACGCAAUUGCAGAUGAUCGACCGCAAAAGCAAGUGCGCAUCUUUAUUGCUUCGCAAUACACGAUUGCCAUUUUUACACCAAAUUAUCACUUGUGAUGAAAAGUGUACUUUGUAUGAUAAUCGAAAACGAUCAAACCAAUGGGUAGAUAAGAAUACACCCACAGGACACACCCCGAAACCGAAAUUUCACCAAAAAAAAAUUAUGAUCAACAUAUGGUGGAAUGCCCAAGGAGUGAUCCAUUAUUCCUUUCUACAACUAGGCGAAACUAUAACAGCGAUGUCUUAUUGUCGUGAAAUUGAUGUCAUGCAUGAGAAACUUAUGAAAAAAUAACCAGCAUUGCUCAAUCGGCACUGCAAUAUUACUGCAUGAUAACUCACAACAUAAAGCUUCAAUUACUGUUGACAAAUUAACUUCUUUAUAAUAUGAAAUUUUACCAUAUCCUCCAUAUUCACCCGAUAUUUCACCGACCGAUUAUUACCUUUUUCGAAAUUAUGAAUUAUUUUUAAAAGAAAAAAAAUACAAUAACCAAAAUGAUAUUAUAAAAGACUUUGAAUUAUUUAUUAACUUUAAAAAUAAAGAUUUUUUUCAAAAAGGCAUAUAUGAUUUGCCCAAUCGUUGGCAAAAAGUCGUAGAUGCCAAUGGAAAUUAUUUCAAUUGAAUAUAAUAAAUAAUGUGAAAAAUUG